CACAAUUAGGCCCCCAUAAUAACCAGAGACUUUUUAAUUAAAAUAGUCUGCUUUUGGGUGUCUUAGAGAUCCCACUUCCAUGAGUACUUUAGAUAUUCUGUAAAGAGAAAACAAAGUAAGUAUGUUUCAAGGAAGAGCCAUAGAUUAAUAUUCCAUUGUGAGCCAACAUUGCAGGUCCAUUGGUUUUUUUCCUAGGAAAUGCUGUCUGAAUCUCUGAAGAUGUACUAAUACUCCUGGUGGGCAUGAGAUUGGGAAAGGCAACCCAGAAGGUUCUUAGAUGGGCCAGUGGUUCAGUCUGAUAUAAGAAUAUUAGCAUCUUCUUGUAUUCUUUAUUGCUGCUUUCCAACAACCCUUCCCUCCAACAAAUCUGCACUGAAGGCUUUGUGAAUUUGAACGUGGGAGCACUGAAUCCUUUGAGGCAGAAUAUUUGACAGUAUUCCCCAGCUUCCUCUUUGCCAUUUUUUUCCUUCUUUCUUCUUUUUAAAUAAUACCUGUUGAGGAUAGAGCCUGGGAUCAUCUGUAACUACUCUACUGUUGGUUUCAACUUGUUUUUCUCAUGGUGGUUCCUGACCAAAUUGAUCUUUUCACAGACCAUGUUACUGAGAGGGUUUGGGUUUAUCUGUGGACUUUUCUUUUGACACAUUCCCUGGUUUGGCUCAUUCAGCUGAAUAGAUUUGCUCUGUGGGCCCUUCCUUCUGAUGUGCAUCCAAGUGGUCCUGUGUUUAGGCCAGCUAGGCCUUGGGCCUUUCUAGCCCUUCAGGUCCUCAUGGCUUCCUCAUUUUCAUCCUGAAAGCAGAAUAGGCCUGUGGUUGUUUUAGGCAAUUAUUGCAUCAUUCCAUUCCCAAAGAUGUAACCAUCAUGCAGUACAAUAGUUAAAGGGCAGUGCUGUUCCUAGACGUGAGAGCAGCUCCCAAAUUUUUGAUCCAAGACGGCCAUCCUGUUGCUUGUCUGCCAUAAAACCCUAAAUACCUCCUCCCAGAGGCUUGGAUCCCAUCUUGGAUCCUCUGCCUGCUCCAAGAGAAUGCCAUUCCUCUGUUUGCCUUGGCUCUUCUGUUGAAUUGGAGGCACUUAUUUAAUGUGGUUGUGUGUGUUUCCUUGCAAACUUUUCCAGAAUGGCCUGGAACGGCAUAAUACGACCUCUUUAUCCCUGAUGAAAUUCUCAGUCAGAUUGCAGUAAGCCAAAACAUUUGUCAACAGGCCAGGUCAUGAUCACUGGUCUCCGUAGUUCAUACUGACCAAAUGAAUAUAGAUUGGUGUGAACAGUUUCUACCAGCACAGAUGAUAGUGGGAUUUGCAGGCUACAGCAUUAGUAGAAUUGGAAUCUAUCUGGUUGAUCUGUUCAUCAGAGAAAGAACCCCGCACCAACCAGCUGUUGCUCCUUCCCAGUCCCUCCUGGGAAUGCUUUGUCUCUAGCUCUCUUCAAAGCUUGUCUCCCCAAACAGGUGGGUGACCUUCAGCUACGCAAAAUGGACGAACUUGACUGCCUUAUCAAGGGAGUUCUCUACAUUGAUUCAGUGGGGUUCAACGGACACUCGGAGUGCUACUAUUUUGAAAACCCCACAGAUCCUGAAAAAUGUCAGAAGGUCCCCUUCAACUUGGAGAAUCCCUACCCUCUCCUUUUGGUGAACAUUGGCUCGGGGGUCAGCAUCUUAGCAGUCUAUUCCGAAGACAAUUACAAGCGAGUGACAGGGACCAGUAUUCACUGGACACCAGCCAUGAUUGGUAUGUCUUCUUUGCUAGCCUUGGAGGAGGAACGUUUUUUGGCCUCUGCUGUCUUCUGACCGGCUGCUCCACCUUUGAAGAGGCUCUUGAAAUGGCAUCCCUUGGAGACAGCACAAAAGUGGACAAACUAGUGCGGGAUAUUUAUGGAGGGGACUACGAGCGCUUUGGGCUGCCAGGUUGGACCAUAGCAUCCAGCUUUGGAAACAUGAUGAGCAAAGAGAAGCGAGAGGCAGCUAGCAAGGAGGACCUGGCACGAGCAGCCUUGAUCACCAUCACCAACAACAUUGGCUCCAUUGCACGAAUGUGCGCACUGAAUGAGAACAUUAAUAGAGUGGUUUUUGUGGGGAACUUCUUGCGAAUCAACACCAUCUCCAUGAAGUUUCUGGCCUAUGCUUUAGACUACUGGUCAAAGGGACAACUGAAGGCGCUUUUCCUGGAACAUGAGGGAUAUUUUGGAGCAGUGGGAGCUCUUCUGGAGCUUUUGGAAUCAUCCUGAAUCCACUGAGAGUCUGGACGCCAGAUUCAACAAGGGAUUUCUACCCAAAGCGGAACAUCUGUCUUCAUUUAGUUUUAUUUGUAAAAACGGCCACCUAUUAACAGCGGAAGCAAAGUGGUUGUGAAUGACGUCAUCAGUCUUUGCAGAGAAGGACAAAUGGAGUUUUUUGUUCUUAAAGGUAACUGAAUAUAGGUUAGUUGGUCAGAAUGCCUAUCUGUCUAUGAAAGUGGGUGGAUUGUGUGGAUCCAAAAAGUUAAGAGGCGCGCUUGCUCAGUCCUGUGUCAAGCAACUUUUCUUCCGUGGACUUUGAGGUGGCCGCAGCUGUCCCUUAGUGCCAGUUGUGCUUUUUUAGCAAUUAUUUGUAAGUAUUGUUCUAUUUACUAAUCUUGUAUGAACUCUUGAAGGACUGUGUGCAUUUUCAUAAUGGCGUCAAGAUGUGCAGAAUAUGAAAACACACCAAAAAUAUUAAAUCUGUUUUCUUAAAA
Molecule: messenger RNA, 2703 nt
Organism: Candoia aspera
Lineage: Eukaryota; Metazoa; Chordata; Lepidosauria; Squamata; Candoiidae
Gene: PANK2
Product: pantothenate kinase 2
Exons: 5
Coding region: 1574-2218 (214 amino acids)
Biological process (GO): coenzyme A biosynthetic process
Cellular component (GO): cytosol; nucleus
Molecular function (GO): ATP binding; pantothenate kinase activity
Source: RefSeq, a predicted model, not a curated record